GAAUUGGUCAUGCCGGACGGAAGCUGGGGGGGCGGGGCCGGACGGAGCCUGGAAGGACCCGGGAGGAAAAGCAGAGUCCUUGUGGCUGUGCUGCCCCUCCCCUGGUCCCGGCGCGCCUAGAGGGGCCCGGCCGGGGUGCUGCGAGGGCUCCGGGAGGGUUGAAGGCUAAGCAUGGGGAAGAGCUGCAAGGUGGUCGUGUGUGGCCAAGCAUCUGUGGGCAAAACAUCAAUCCUGGAGCAGCUUCUGUAUGGGAACCAUGUAGUAGGUUCUGAGAUGAUUGAGACCCAGGAAGACAUCUAUGUGGGCUCCAUUGAGACCGACCGGGGGGUGCGGGAGCAGGUGCGUUUCUAUGACACCCGGGGGCUCCGAGAUGGGGCUGAACUGCCCCGGCACUGCUUCUCCUGCACCGACGGCUAUGUCCUGGUCUACAGCACGGACAGCCGAGAGUCUUUUCAGCGUGUGGAGCUGCUCAAGAAGGAAAUCGACAAAUCCAAGGACAAGAAGGAGGUCACCAUCGUGGUCCUGGGCAACAAGUGUGACCUGCAGGAGCAGCGGCGUGUCGACCCAGACGUGGCUCAGCACUGGGCCAAGUCCGAGAAGGUGAAACUGUGGGAGGUAUCUGUGGCUGACCGCCGCUCUCUGCUGGAGCCCUUCGUCUACCUGGCCAGCAAGAUGACCCAGCCCCAGAGCAAGUCUGCUUUCCCCCUCAGCCGCAAGAACAAGGGCAGCGGCUCCUUAGACGGCUGAAGAGCUGCCAUUCCCUCUCCACCUACCCAGCCUCAUUCCAGCUUCUGGGGCUCUGGAGGAUGUGUCCAGGGGUGGGGUUAGGCAAGCUGUCCCUCCCAGGCCAGGCAGCUGGGCUGUCCCAGGCUCAGGUCACUUUCGCUCCCUCCCAACUCUGGGAAGUGCAGAUAAUCGAGGCUAGUGCCCCCAAAUCCUGCCUCUCCUCCAGCUCUCAUCAUCCCUGCCCUGCUGUGACCUGAGGCAGUUGUGGGUCAGUGUCCCCUCCUGCCUGCCCUGGCUCGGAAGCAGAGCCACCAUGCAGAAGUUCCCGGUCCAGGCUCUGGUUUGUCACAGGGGUCCCCCCACCUGUGGGUUUCCUGCCAGUGACACACACACACACACACUCACACCUAUGGCACCAGCCUGGACUCUGGAGAAAGGCAUCUGGGUAUCGCGUACAUGCAUGUAGACGUGUGCACGCGUUCAUGUGUGUGCCUGCUGGUGUCCAGCUCUGACUGGCCUCUCCUUGGCUGGAAGAAGCCAGCCGCCUGGGAAGUGUAAUUUUCCGCUUUCACUCUCCACCCCCCGCCCAAGUUGUUUUGCUUCCUCUUCCUGCUCAGGGAGCACACGGCCCUCAUUGGCUGAGAUGGAAUGGAAUGAAGGCUGGGCUUCACCCGCUGGCUUUGGGACCCUGCAAGGCCUUUCUCCUCUCUGGGUUUCAGUUUUCUCAUCUGUAAGGUGAUGGGAGUUGCUUAGAUGAUCUUCUGGAUCCUUUCCAGCCCUCAGAUUUUCUCAUGCCCGUGGCUUCGGGCUGGCUGUUACUGUGCCCUGGCUUCUGCCUCUUCAAGGUGCUAUGCCUCCUGGCCCUGGAGGCUGAGACACUGCUCCCCCGAACCACCAGGGGGCAGGCGUGCACUGUCCGCUCUAGUGGCCAGAGUGGCUGCCCAGUGCCCACUCAGCGGACCUCACACCGGUGGGGCCUGGUCUUCACCCCUUCCUGUGGUGGUUUUCGGCUAAUAGCUGGACUUCUAUUUAUAAAUUACUUGUGUUUCUCUGCCUGCUGCCAUGGUGAAGGCUGGACAAGGUGCUCCUCUAGCCCCUCCUUACCUCAGAUGCCUGAACAGAACAAGGCAAACCAGUAGCAGCUUCUCAGGAGCUGUCAGAUCUGUCGGAACUCAGAAGGGUGGUUACACUUUCAACAUGCUAUAAAGUGAGCUUGUCACCCACAACUCCCCAUGUCCACUUCAUGCUUCUAAUGUGCACACCCAGUGUAGAUGAGACGCUAGAGCCAGGUGACUGACUUCUAGUACACACCCCUUCUCCCCAAGACGGGAGAGGCGAGCAGGACGGGCCACCCAGGGCUGGGCGAGUCGAAUUAGGGCAUAUACAGGCUCGGGCUUGAAUUCAUUUAUUGAUGCGUUGGACACAAUAAAACCACAACUGUUAUCAAAAA
Molecule: messenger RNA, 2176 nt
Organism: Mirounga angustirostris (Northern elephant seal)
Lineage: Eukaryota; Metazoa; Chordata; Mammalia; Carnivora; Phocidae
Gene: NKIRAS2
Product: NFKB inhibitor interacting Ras like 2
Exons: 4
Coding region: 172-747 (191 amino acids)
Biological process (GO): canonical NF-kappaB signal transduction; Ral protein signal transduction
Molecular function (GO): GTP binding; GTPase activity; GTPase activating protein binding
Source: RefSeq, a predicted model, not a curated record